Messenger RNA from Condylostylus longicornis, 522 nucleotides. RefSeq names its product gametocyte-specific factor 1 homolog. The transcript has a single exon. NCBI's taxonomy places the organism in Eukaryota, Metazoa, Arthropoda, Insecta, Diptera, Dolichopodidae. The record is from RefSeq and is a predicted model, not a curated record. The coding region runs from base 135 to 371 and encodes 78 amino acids.
UAUCAGUACAAUUAUUACAUUUGGAGAACUGGACAACAAAGACUUAAGUGAACCUAAAUUUAAAAGAAGUUCAAAAUUAGUUUUGCAUUAAAUUAUUCAAUUAAACAUUGCACGUUUCUUUUUGAAAUAAAAUCAUGGACGAAUAUGUUACGUGCCCCUUCAACAAAGCGCAUAGAAUACUUAAGUUUCGUAUGCCUCGCCACAUUAUCAAGUGCCAACUUAAUUAUAGAGGUGAUCCUUUAGAACAAUGCCCAUACAACGCACAGCAUUUUAUAAAAGAGGGAACUUUAGCAGAACAUCUUAAUUCUUGUGAAGAUUACGAAAUAGCCUCCAUGGAAGAUUUUAGAAUUGAUUACAAAUACAAAUGUUAACAUGAAGUGAACCAGCUUUUCGAAAAUGCAUUAAAAUAUGUAGGUUUUUAAGUAAAAUUUAAUACAAUAUGUAGAUAGGAAUCUAAACAUACUUACGCUAGAAUGUACAAACAUUUACUCUUAUUGCAAAAUAAAUUAAAUAAAAGGGAAA